Messenger RNA from Pseudocercospora fijiensis CIRAD86, 210 nucleotides. RefSeq lists its product as uncharacterized. The record is from RefSeq and is a predicted model, not a curated record. Bases 1 to 210 code for a protein of 69 amino acids. NCBI's taxonomy places the organism in Eukaryota, Fungi, Ascomycota, Dothideomycetes, Mycosphaerellales, Mycosphaerellaceae. The transcript is spliced from 4 exons.
AUGACACUACUCCAUUCUGGUAACUCAGGCGCAAGACAGACUCGGAAAGCUAGAAAAGCGGACUCCGAAAUCUUGUCAGAGGGUAGAAAAGCCAACUGCUACCUGUCUACCGCUCUCUCGAUGGAAUACUGUUUCACCGUUGUCAACUGCAUACUAGGGCUUAUGUGGCUCGAAGAGCCACACGAGAAGCCUGAGGCGACGAGUAGCUAA